Messenger RNA from Cladocopium goreaui, 453 nucleotides. The record is from the annotation of a GenBank genome assembly. NCBI's taxonomy places the organism in Eukaryota, Dinophyceae, Suessiales, Symbiodiniaceae.
AUGCAGUGUGGACCAUCGCUGCUGUCGAUUUUGUUUUCGCCCCACGCCGAAGAAGACUCCGGGAGUUUUGGGAUGCCUUGCCGAAAAACGGAGUAUCCCCAGUCAGCAGUCUCCAGUGCUACUAUUUCGUCCGAUCCUGGCAUUUCAGGAGCCAGAGGAAACAAAGGUGUGUCAGAUCUCCACCUCAAGUCUGUGCUGGACACAAAGCUUGGAAACCUCUAUCCAUCGCAAAGGCUCGAAGAGCCUCUGGAUGCCGAUUGCACGCCGGAGGACCCCCCGGACGAGGACGGCGUGCCAUUGACACCCUGCCCAACAUGCAACAUGAGCUCAUCCCAUCUGGGUUCUCUGCCUUAUUCGCUGUCGGAUCUGUCGGACCUUAAACCAGAGAGGAGGCUAUCAACUUUUUCGUCUUUUAAGAGCUAUGUUGAGCAUACGUUGAAGCGAAGGUUGUGA